GUAUCCCAAAUGGGGACUGUUGAUUGCAGUUGUAUGAGUCAGCUCUAAAAGGGGUACAUCCAUAUAUAUAGUUUUUUUGUUUUACCUUUUAGUUCAUUCAUUCAUAUAGGGCAUGGCGUGAUGUAGAGAGAGAGAGAGAAAUAAAGAACCCGAUUGGAAGAAAGAAAAAGAAGGACGCCAAUAAGAAAUUACUAGGCUAAUGGUAUUCAGUCACGGUCAUGACCUGGUUUCUUCUCUAGGUCCGUCUCGAGCCGAGCCGUAUUACCAAAAAAAUUCAACGUCUGGGCUCUGGGGUUUCUGUAGUAAAACAUACUGACGGCGUGUUGUCGAUGAUGCCCACCAGAAACUUAUGUGUUUGCGAAUGAAAGAAAGACUUUAUCACAAAAUUGCUUGAGUAAUGUGAUACAACAUAUAAAACGUUGGCCGAUUUCACUUGAGGAAUUGAGGUUUUGUUGGUGAAAACAACACAGUUCGAGUUUUGCUUGGUUUCUACUAUAACCACCAGGUUCGCUGGUAUUUGGACUUUGAAUUGCAGCCGCACGGGUCUAAGCUCGACGCCACAGUGUAAACUCAUCUUGUGUCAAUCCACUCAACCUGUAUGCCAUGUUGAGAACCAUUGGAAACGGACACUUCUCGUAUUUUCUCCUCUUGUAAAGUUCCCUACUGUGAGUGGAGUUAUUAAUUUUCAUCCAUCGCGAUUGAUUUGCGCGCAGUUUAAUCGUAAUCUACCGAGAAAUGUCUACAGAAGAUGCGUUUCGAGCUGCUGUCAACAUCAUUCGUAGCAUGCCAAAAGAUGGGCCGUUUCAACCUUCACCUGACUUGAUGCUCCGUUUCUAUGGAUUAUACAAGCAAGCCACGGAAGGAAAAUGCAAUCAACCAAAGCCAUCUUUCUGGGCUGUGAUCAACAAAGCAAAAUGGGAUGCUUGGAAAUGUCUAGGAAACAUGCCAAAAGAGGAGGCAAUGAAGAAAUAUGUGGAAGAGCUCAAACAAAUCAUUGAAACCAUGUCCUACUCUGAUAGUGUGGCUAAUUUUAUGCAUGUUCUGGGCCCUUUCUACGAGGCAGUAUACGACGGACAAGAGCCCGAGAAUCUGCGCCGAAACCCGUCUCCCCAGUUGUCGGAAGGGAUGGACAAGGACCAACAAGAAGACGAAAGUGGCUAUAGUAGUAGCAUUAACGGUACCGGAGCGGAAGAAACAGUAGAAAGCGCUGAUCUGGAAACCGAGAACAACAACAAGCCGCUGGUCGUUGAGGAGGAAGACGAAUCGGUGGAAGAGGAGGAAGAACCAGUUCUUGUUACCACGCUAUCACCUGCCACAAGUUUGGCCUCACUUUACGCUUCUGAAAAGUUUUACAGUGAUGCCGAGAGUGACGACGAGUACAAGGAUCCCUUGCCCGACUUCUAUCCGCAAUCCAAAUCGUUCCAUUCGGCCAUGAAUAAGUCAUCCAGCGCUGAUUCGGGUGAGCAGUUACACGUAACAAUGGCCAUUCAGCGACUUCAGGCCGACUUGCAGUCAAUCAACAGCCGUCUGGAAGCGUUGGAAUUACACCGGAAGGAGAUGACAUUGAUGGACAAUGGAAGGCAAGCCACUACGAAACACAGCACGGUCGAACAGGUGGGCUCGUUCGCCGUCACUUACGGUUCCAUUCCCUCGGUCAACCAGCUGUCUCUGCCUGCUUGGUUUCCGUUCAAAAACGUGAAUGUGGCAACCAUCGCCGUCAUCCUUGGUUGGCCUCUACUCGCUCAAUACCUCUUUGCCCGAUUACAUCAUCGUCAUUCGGCCGUUUAAAAACAAGGGAAUAGCAUUAGGGAACGGCAUCUGACACAAAAAAUCAACACCACGACGACAACUACAUCUUAUGUGUUAUUCUUAAUACGUCUUCUAAGCCUUUUUAAAAUUAAAAAAACAAAAUCUUUUUUCAGAUUUUCGUCCAUUUUCCACAAAAUGGGUGCUUCAGUUUCAAUCGGGCAAUUUUUCAUUUAAAAAGGAAACAAAUACGACACGGGAAAAGAAAGAAUUUAUUGACAUUUUAUAUACAUACACAUUUGAUAUAUUUUUUUUCCAUGAACUUUCUUGAUCGCGGAUAUUGAAUCCCCUCGUUCCCAUUGGCAUCAAUGCCUCUUAUCCCCUUUUCACAGUUUUUAUUUCAUCCGCAAUACUCGUGAACGCCUUACCGUUGAUGGUCAAUUACUGCUGGUUGUGUGUAUGUGUGUGUGUGUGUCUCGAUUAACGUGAUGUUUUUUUUUCCUUCAUAUUUUUUAUUCUACAAAGUACUGCACAUUCGGAGUUAGUGAGAAACAGCAGCAUGUGUCUACGUGUCCCCCCUCUUCCUUAUAUUUGUUGGGGAGAACAAAACAAAGACUAACAUUUUUCAAUCUUUUCCGAGAUAUUUCUGUGCGCCAAGCGAAAAGAUUUAGAUUGAUUCAAACUGUUUUCCACAAAAAAAAAAGGUUCUUUAAUUUUCUUCUAUCAGGAGAAAAAAAUCAUACUCGUGUUUUUAAAAUAGAAGAAGAAACAUACAGUUGUAAAGGAGUUGCAAUUCAACGGGGUAACUAUACAUAAAUACACGACAGUUGUUAUUAUUAAAA
Messenger RNA from Daphnia carinata, 2588 nucleotides. Its product is annotated as acyl-CoA-binding domain-containing protein 5-like. Gene Ontology annotation, molecular function: fatty-acyl-CoA binding. The coding region runs from base 736 to 1788 and encodes 350 amino acids. The record is from RefSeq and is a predicted model, not a curated record. NCBI's taxonomy places the organism in Eukaryota, Metazoa, Arthropoda, Branchiopoda, Diplostraca, Daphniidae. Gene Ontology annotation, biological process: fatty acid metabolic process. The transcript is spliced from 5 exons.